CCCCCCCCCCGAACCCUGGGUCGCGCACAAGUGGCUCCACCGAAGGAAACCUCGUGGUUUCGGUCAGAGGACUCCGGCGCCUAGGCUUGGGGGCUGCGUACUACAUCAGAUGCUCAACGUGACGUCAGCGUGAAGGCCGUGACAUCAUCUCGAAAAUGCCGACGGGCACCCUGGGGCAUUGGAGGGACCAUACGUGCCCUCGCGGCUUCAAUUCCCCAGACACGACCCGACCCCUGCUCGGCCGGAGUUGGGCUGUUUUAAGAUCCGCGGAGCAGGGGACGUGGGGGAAGGGCUAGGGACUGAAGACUUUCCGGAACUCGGAGCCGAGUCGCUGCACGGGACGCAGGACGGUCUGCGGCCCCGUGGCCUCUUCUGUGUCCAGCUCUCUGGCCGCAGCUACCCUGCACCCAACCCGCGAGAAAAGAAAGUUUUAUUAAGCAGGCUGGGAGGCGGGGAGGGGGGCGGGAGGGAGGUGGAGCGGCGACUGCGGCCUGCUCCAAAGAGGAGGGGAGGAGAAGAGGAGGGAACUGGCCUGGGAGGGAUCGUGGGAGAAGGCGGAAUGUGGGAGGGCUCAAGGGGACGUGGGAGGAACGAAAGGGCUGGGGGAGAAAGGGGGGUAAGUCUCCCCUGGACAAGCACUUUUUUUGUAAGUCCUAGGACUGAACUCCAGGACCAGGACUCUUCUCCCAGCCGCUACGGCCCCCGCUCAGCCACAGGCCUUCCUUGCCAUGCGACCUGUCAGUGUCUGGCAGUGGAGCCUGUGGGGGCUGCUGCUGUGCCUGCUGUGCAGCUCGUGCCUGGGAUCUCCAUCCCCAUCCACGGCCCCUGAGAAGAGGGCUAGGAGCCAGGGGCUACGGUUCCGGCUGGCCGGCUUCCCCAGGAAGCCCUUCGAGGGCCGCGUGGAGAUCCAGCGGGCUGGCGAAUGGGGCACCAUCUGCGAUGACGACUUCACACUGCAGGCUGCCCAUGUCCUAUGCCGGGAGCUGGGCUUCACAGAGGCCACAGGCUGGACCCACAGUGCCAAAUACGGCCCUGGAACAGGCCGCAUCUGGCUGGACAACCUGAGCUGCAGUGGGACUGAGCGGAGUGUGACUGAAUGUGCCUCCCGGGGCUGGGGGAACAGUGACUGUACCCACGAUGAGGAUGCCGGGGUCAUCUGCAAGGAUGAGCGCCUCCCCGGCUUCUCGGAUUCCAAUGUCAUUGAGGUAGAGCAUCACCUGCAAGUGGAGGAGGUACGAAUUCGACCAGCCGUUGGGCGGGGCAGGCGGCCCCUGCCGGUGACUGAGGGACUGGUCGAAGUCAGGCUUCCGGACGGCUGGUCGCAAGUGUGUGAUAAAGGAUGGAGCGCCCAUAACAGCCACGUGGUCUGCGGGAUGCUGGGCUUCCCUAGCGAAAAGAGGGUCAACGUGGCCUUCUACAGAAAGUUGAGGAAGCGAGCGGCCAAAGCCUCGGCCCGACGCUCCAAGCCCCUUGGAAGACCAAUCAUCAAGCUUAAAGCCAAACCCAAACCCCGAGUGGGCAGGGGGCCAAUCAAGAGGCUGCUGGCCCAGCGGCAGCAACACUCCUUUGGUCUGCAUGGGGUGGCGUGCGUGGGCACGGAGGCCCACCUCUCUCUCUGCUCCUUGGAGUUCUAUCGUGCCAAUGACACCACCAGGUGCCCUGGGGGGGGCCCUGCGGUGGUGAGCUGUGUGCCAAGCCCUCUCUACGCAGCGUCCAGUGGCCAGAAGAAGCAACAGUCGAAGCCUCAGGGGGAGGCCCGAGUGCGAUUAAAGGGUGGAGCCCACCCAGGAGAGGGCCGGGUAGAAGUCCUGAAGGCUGGCACGUGGGGCACAGUCUGUGACCGCAAGUGGGACCUGCAGGCAGCCAGUGUGGUGUGUCGGGAGCUGGGCUUCGGGAGUGCUCGAGAGGCUCUGAGCGGUGCCCGCAUGGGGCAGGGCAUGGGUGCCAUCCAUUUGAGUGAAGUUCGAUGCUCUGGCCAGGAACCCUCCCUCUGGAAGUGCCCCCACAGGAACAUCACAGCUGAGGACUGUUCCCAUAGCCAAGAUGCUGGAGUCCGAUGCAACCUGCCCUACACUGGGGUAGAGACCAAGAUCCGACUCAGCGGGGGCCGCAGCCGACAUGAAGGGCGAGUCGAGGUGCAAACAGGAGGACCUGGGUCCCUUCGCUGGGGCCUCAUCUGUGGGGAUGACUGGGGGACACUGGAGGCCAUGGUUGCCUGCAGGCAACUCGGACUGGGCUAUGCCAACCAUGGCCUGCAGGAGACCUGGUACUGGGACUCAGGGAAUAUAACAGAGGUGGUGAUGAGUGGAGUGCACUGCACAGGGACUGAGCUGUCCCUGGACCAAUGUGCUCAUCAUGGCACCCACGUCGCCUGCAAGAGGACAGGAAGCCAUUUCACUGCUGGAGUCAUUUGUUCUGAGACCGCGUCAGAUCUGCUGCUGCACUCAGCACUGGUGCAGGAGACCGCGUACAUCGAGGACAGGCCCCUGCACAUGUUGUACUGUGCUGCUGAAGAGAACUGCCUGGCUAGCUCGGCCCGCUCAGCCAACUGGCCUUACGGCCACCGGCGUCUGCUCCGAUUCUCCUCCCAGAUCCACAACCUGGGACGCGCUGACUUCAGGCCCAAGGCUGGGCGCCACUCCUGGGUGUGGCAUGAGUGUCAUGGGCAUUAUCACAGUAUGGACAUCUUCACUCACUAUGAUAUCCUGACCCCCAACGGCACCAAGGUGGCUGAGGGCCACAAAGCUAGUUUCUGUCUAGAAGACACCGAGUGUCAGGAGGAUGUCUCCAAGAGGUAUGAGUGUGCCAACUUUGGAGAGCAGGGCAUUACUGUGGGUUGCUGGGAUCUCUACCGGCAUGACAUCGACUGUCAAUGGAUUGACAUCACAGAUGUGAAGCCAGGAAACUACAUUCUGCAGGUGGUCAUCAACCCCAAUUUUGAAGUAGCAGAAAGUGACUUCACCAACAAUGCAAUGAAAUGUAACUGCAAAUAUGAUGGACAUCGCAUCUGGGUGCACAACUGCCACAUUGGCGAUGCCUUCAGUGAAGAGGCCAACAGGAGGUUUGAACGCUACCCUGGCCAGACCAGCAACCAGAUCAUCUAAGGUGCCACCACCCUCCUCUGCAGACCACAACUGGCCCCUAAUGGCAGGGGUCUGAGGCUGCCAUUACCUCAGGAGCUUACCAAGGAAUCCUUGACGUCAGCAGGCCCACGGCACUCAUCCAUUGUGCACUGUGGGUGUAGAACUGUCAAGCAGAAGUUAUUGCCCUCCUUUUACGCCGGCUGUCUGGAUCUGUGGCCAGGCAUGGGGAAUUUUGCUCCCAGGCCCAGCACCAAACCAAGCACGCCACAAAGAGGCGCACCUGAUUGACUGCCCAGGAAAAGACAGCAGCAGCUCGUUUUCUUAAAUAGGGAGGUCAGAAUGGUCAACUCCAAUAUCUCCUCUCAGUUCAGGGAGAUACGGCUUUACCUCUAGCCUUUUUGUGGGGGGAAAGAGCAGUGCGCCACCCUUCCCCUCAUUUUUGAGUAUAACAUGUUGCUAGGUAUAAUUUUAUUUUAUAUAAAAAGUGUUUUUGUGAUUC
Aethalodelphis obliquidens (Pacific white-sided dolphin) is the source of this 3582-nucleotide messenger RNA. It is a transcript of the gene LOXL3, whose product is annotated as lysyl oxidase like 3. The record is from RefSeq and is a predicted model, not a curated record. Gene Ontology annotation, biological process: collagen fibril organization; inflammatory response; peptidyl-lysine oxidation. NCBI's taxonomy places the organism in Eukaryota, Metazoa, Chordata, Mammalia, Artiodactyla, Delphinidae. Gene Ontology annotation, cellular component: membrane. The transcript is spliced from 16 exons. The coding region runs from base 729 to 3104 and encodes 791 amino acids. Gene Ontology annotation, molecular function: copper ion binding; protein-lysine 6-oxidase activity.